This is a messenger RNA of Bicyclus anynana (squinting bush brown), 685 nucleotides long. It is a transcript of the gene LSm1, whose product is annotated as U6 snRNA-associated Sm-like protein LSm1. Gene Ontology annotation, cellular component: Lsm1-7-Pat1 complex; P-body. Bases 195 to 611 code for a protein of 138 amino acids. NCBI's taxonomy places the organism in Eukaryota, Metazoa, Arthropoda, Insecta, Lepidoptera, Nymphalidae. The transcript is spliced from 4 exons. Gene Ontology annotation, biological process: deadenylation-dependent decapping of nuclear-transcribed mRNA. Gene Ontology annotation, molecular function: RNA cap binding. The record is from RefSeq and is a predicted model, not a curated record.
CCUUCAUUUAUCAUCUGUGGUGUAUGCCGUGGCUCCUAAUUCCUAUUAGUCUGUGGUGGUAAAUUAAAAAAGUAAAGUUGUUUUUAUUUUUGCAACGUUGAUAAAUUGUACAUACACUUGAAAUUGUAUCAAAAAUUGAAUCGAUAUCGUCGGCAUUAAUUAUUUAUACUCAAUCAUCAACCUAUAAUCACGAAAUGUCAAAUAAUGUAAACCCACUUGCAGGAACUGCACAUUUACUGGACGAAUUGGACAAGAAACUUAUGGUGUUGCUCCGAGAUGGAAGAACGUUGAUCGGUUACCUACGUUGUGUGGACCAGUUCGCCAACCUAGUACUACACAGAACUAUAGAAAGGAUUCACGUUGGACGGGAGUAUGGUGAUAUACCACGAGGAAUUUUCAUAGUUAGAGGCGAGAAUGUAGUGCUUUUAGGAGAAAUUGAUAAGGAGAAAGAAGAAAAUCUGCCAUUAACUGAAGUAUCAGUAGAUGAUAUUUUAGAUGCUCAAAGAAGAGAACAAGACGCUAAAAUAGAACAGCAGAAGUUGCUCUCGAAGGCUCUUAAAGAUAGAGGUCUCAAUUUAUUAGCAGAUCUAGGACAUGAUGAUAUGUUCUGAGUUUAAAAAUAGUUAUUUUGGUCUAUUGUUUACAUAUUAAGUUUUUUUUUAAAUAAAUUAUUAUGCUAUGAAAA